Messenger RNA from Branchiostoma floridae (Florida lancelet), 3990 nucleotides. RefSeq names its product NLR family CARD domain-containing protein 4-like. The transcript is spliced from 8 exons. Lineage: Eukaryota; Metazoa; Chordata; Leptocardii; Amphioxiformes; Branchiostomatidae. The record is from RefSeq and is a predicted model, not a curated record. The coding region runs from base 152 to 2050 and encodes 632 amino acids. Gene Ontology annotation, biological process: signal transduction.
AGUGCACAGUACAAAGGUCAGCAAUGUCCACAGGACCAGUGUGAUAGCAGCUGGCCGUAUCAUUGGUGUGUCACGAAAGUUACAUUGUCUACGUGUGAUCUGUGUCUGAGGUUUCAUAAGCGCAGCGACACGUCUAGCGGCAAAAAUCACCAUGUACCGGUCAUCAUGUAAGACAGGCCCCUCUGUGUUCCUCUGCCACGCUGGAGAAGACAAGGACAAAUUUGUGGAACCUCUAUACAAAGCUUUAAUAGCAAACGGUCUAAAAGCUGAUGAAAUCUUCUAUGACAAAUUCAGUAUCCCUGCAGGUCAGGAUAUCAAACGAUAUAUAGAGUCAGCCAUAGCUAAUCCAAACCUACGGCUGGUUGUGAUCGUUUUGAGCAGAAAACUCCUUUGUGAACACAAGCAAUGGCCUAAAAGAGAAUGUGAGCUUGCCCUGCAACAUCGUAAGGAAAUCUUUCCGAUCUGGCUUGAUAGCAACUUUGAUUAUGAUUUUGAUACGUUGGUCGGGAAGUACUCGCCAACAUUGAAGGGUAUAAGGGCACAUCGUGUUACUUGUGACGGUCAAACGGGAAUCGUUGACAAGAAAAACAUACGAGAUGUUGCAACUAAAAUGAUCAGCGAAUAUGCCAAGACAACAAAACGUAGCAACACACCUUACGCAGGAUGUGGUUUCUUGGCCAUAGUUGUUGCCAUCGCAGUACUAGUCAUCGCAGUCAUUCAUCAUUUAAUGCUUCCUAAAGAUGAUCCAGACAUCUUAAGUACGACAGCCUUUCUGAAAAAUCUCUACAGCAGACGAUACUCGUACACCCAGCCGUUGCCAUGGAAACCGGGACUUCGCCUCGGACUUGCUGAUGGGUACAUCAACACACGAAUACGAAGAGAAGACGACAGAGGGCUCUUCAAUACACCGGCAGAAGUCGUUACAACAAGUCAACUAUUCAACUCACAGGAAAGAUCACACAGAGGUAAUGAGCUGAAUCCGAGCAGGAUUGCGGUUGAAGCAGAACCAGGAGGGGGGAAGUCAACGCUCUGUAGAAAGGUGGUAAUAGAUUGGGUGGAGGAUAGAAUCACUAGCUUUACACUAAUGUUUCUGGUAGAGUUACGUCAUUUUAAUGGAAGUGUCGUGGAUUCAAUUUAUGAUCAACUUUUAGGAGAUAAUAUAGACAUCAGCAAAACGGUAUUAAUGGAGUACGUCAAAAAUCAUCAAGAGAAGGUGUGUUUCAUACUGGAUGGUUUUGAUGAGCUACGUGCGGAGUAUCAAAAGAAGUCUGAAAUUCUAGAAUUGAUUAAAGGUGAGGUAUUCUAUGGUAGCACAGUCUUGGUAACGUCUCGCCCAUCAAGACUUGGCAAAGUUCAUAAAGAUUUUGAUGCGUUUUACAAAAUAGUUGGUUUCAGACAAGACCAAACACACGAAAUCUUUCGAGGAUAUUUCAUUAAUGAUUCCAAGUCUGCGGCUGAACUCUCGGAAACAGUUGCAAACAACCUUUACCUGAAAGAAAUCACAGAAAACCCGUUGUACGCACUUCUGAUCUGUGUAUUGUGGGAAGACAACAGACAGAGGCUACCUGAAACCAAAGCUCAACUUUAUGAAGAAAUGGUCAUAAGUAUGACAAGGCGAUACUGCGACAAAUUUGACAUUGAAUAUGAUGGGAGGUCUUUUCCAGCUCAUGUAGAAAGGUUGCUGCUUUUCCAGGGAAGGCUAGCAUGGGAGGGAUCGGAGAUAAACAAGUUGGAUUUUGACAUGGGUAUUGGGGAAGAAGAGAACAAAAAUAAAAGAAAAGAAAUGUUAUCUCUCGGCAUGAUGGUCCAAAGAGAGACCGACUCAAGAACUAGCGGAUAUGGCUACGUAGCUUUUCUCCAUCCAACGUUCCAAGAAUUCAUGGCUGCUUACUAUAUCCGCAAUAUGCUAUAUAAUGAAGAUACUUCCCUUACAGAAAUAUUGAACACAAUUGUGCAAAGGGAGGAUUUAGAAGGAAUUCUUAUCUUCUUGUGUGGCUUGUUUGGUGACCAGGCUGGACCGUUGCUUACAGGUUUUAAAAAUGAGGGGUGAGGUGUCACGAGGUGAUAUCGUGAUCACUCUGUGAUCACCCCUGGUGUGGGGAGUGUCACCCGAGUAAUUGGGAGCAGAUGUACAGGGGUUUGAGAAGGGACACGUAUGAGGGUAGGGGAUUCCAGCUAGAGACGCCGACAGGGUAGGACGUGCCCAGAUUGUCCUGAAUAAAGGUUAUCAUCUCCGCAACAUCAUGCCUCUGUCCUGAUCGUUGACUUGACUCACUACCAGGCCACCGUGACAUCUGGUAGUACGGCUGGGGUGAGUCAAGUUCAACGGACGGGACAGGGGCAACGAGAGGGACAAGGAGAGUCGAGCGAGUGACGGUGACCGAGGCGGGCGAGAGGAAGGAGGAGGGGAGGUGUCUAGAAAAUACAGGCUGAGUGACCCCGAAACUGAGAGAGGCGCCGGCCCGGAGUACCGAGUCCGCGGGGUUGACCAGCAAGGGACUCUGACAGAGCUCCGACCCGGAGUGCCUGCGGCAGUAACGACCUGUGGUAGCGGCAAAGAGAGCGGCAGUGGCCGGCCGGGCAAGGCUGGACAGCCACGCGGCGGGCGGGAUGGUGACCGGAGAAAGAGCGGGCCCGAGCAGAGAGUCCAUACAGAGAGAGACACAGGAGGAAGGUCGGUGGGCUCGCAUAAUAUCAUUGGCGCACCGUGCACACCGGCCUAGUUCUGUUGUUACUUACUUUGCUAAAUGAUAUGUUGUAUUACUUUUAGAUUCUGUUAUUUUGUAGGCGACCUAGUUAGAUUUGUGACAUUGACUCAGAUGAGCGAUCGGGAGUUUGUGAUCAUGAGCGGCCAGGAGUUUACUGGGGUCCAACGUUUCCCGACCAAAUCUGGGUCAGGAGGGAGUAGAGAGAAUUUUAUGUGUUUUCAGUCUGAGUUAUGGAAUAGAGUAGAGUAGCUUUAGCUAGGUUAUUUUCUAUAUAGGAAUGGGACAGCAAAGCAAGUAUUUUGUGACAAACCUUCGGCCACGCGCUGGGCGGCGAGCAUUGUGUGGACGUGGCGGAAGUCAGUGGGGGGCGUCACCAGACGGGUCUGUUUAGAUGUUAGAGACAGAUGAUAGAAUAGUUUUGAUGGAUAAAGAUAUAUAUGUGGGUUAGUGUACAGUUGAACUUAAUUUAGAAAGCGGGUGGGUCUGACAGUAAGUGGGGGGAGGGGCUGAAGCUGUAGUGUGUCCAGGAAAGCCAUACUUCGGCGGAUUCUACCGGCUAGCGGGAAAAUCCGGACACAUGAAGGCCGGCAGCGGAUAGGAGAUAUGGGUCUUUAAUAAUCCCCGGGGGUACGAAUACAAUAGUAACAUGUAGUGCGUUUUGAUUUCAAUCUCGUAUGUUUCCAUGGAAGGUCAGAUAUGUCCGGCGUUUCUUGUAGUUGUCGUUAAGUCUGUAUACGGUAUGUUGUGUUUAUGUAUUGAGGAGACGUAGAGUGUCGUAGAGGAGAGAGCAGAGGAGAUGAGUUGAGACGUAGUUGAGGUGUCGAGGUUAGGAGACCGGUGUGUGUGCGUCAGUGAUUGCUUUGCGUGUCCUGUCCGACCCAACCUCUACAGGUGAGAUUCUACAGUCAACUCGGCGGACAACGAUGUCCCGAGGGCCCGACGUCGUAUAGGAGUCGUCGUCGUGGGAGCAUCCAGCCGGGAGGCCUCUGUGGACAAGACAAGCCUCUUCCCGACGGGCAGAGGGGUUCCUGUCGUUUCCCUGUGGUUCCGGGACACACCCGGAAGUGCGCAAGCCGGCCGCCGAGGAGGAAGUUGGCGCGGGACACCUGGCAACCAUUGAUGAACUUUUGUUGUUGUAAAUUGUUAUGUUUUUGUUGUUGUUUUGUGAAUGUCGGACUGUCGCUGACCUGUUGUUGAUAUGUACGAGUAUGUCGUUGUUCUUUUACCUUUUUUUAUUGUUAUCACUUAUCUAAAUUUGUUGCAUUGUAGAAGAAUUGUUAUG